Agrilus planipennis (emerald ash borer) is the source of this 657-nucleotide messenger RNA. RefSeq lists its product as uncharacterized. NCBI's taxonomy places the organism in Eukaryota, Metazoa, Arthropoda, Insecta, Coleoptera, Buprestidae. The record is from RefSeq and is a predicted model, not a curated record. The transcript has 5 exons. The coding region runs from base 200 to 544 and encodes 114 amino acids.
UUGGUUUUCGAAGAAUUAAGUAAUUGUGUCGAUCCAAAGUACAUAUAUGCAAAAUGUUUAAAUGAAUUUGGAUCUCUAUAUUUCUUUGAACGUUACUUUGAGAAUUACUUAUUCACACCAUUUAUAAUGAAAUACCUACCGGUUAAUCUUCUAAACGAAGACCUGAAAAUCCACUUACAUCACAGGAUAUCUUUCAAGCAUGGGUGUACUAAAGUGGUUGAUUUUAGCGUUACUUUUUGUUGUUUUUUCGAUAUUUGAAAUUGUUGAUGCUAGAGAAAUAUAUGAUUACGAUAACACAUUAGACGAUGUUUAUGGGAAUGCGUAUCAAACUUACGAACAACCUAAAAGACAAUGCCCUCUUUGCGAUUCAUCAGUGUUUAGUUACUGUGGCGAAAAGCUUUUUCAUGAUUCCUGUUGCUGUAAUAAUCCUAACAACCCCCACUAUCCAUUACCGUAUAAAUGUAAAUUCGCAGAUUGCAGUUUUCUUCACUCAAACACCUGUUACGAACAUAAACUAAUCACAGCCUGCUGUUGUAUCUCGUAAUUUAAGGGUUAAAAGUGUUAUUUAUUUUAUUUAUUUAUUCUAAACUAAUCAUACAUGUCCUAAUAUAUGAUAUUAUUUUAUGCAAUAUUUAUAUAUGAUGUAGUUACAAGAUA